GGGCCGGCCCGGCUCUCCCUGCCGAGAAAUGGGCCGGCCCGGCUGCGCGCGGGCAGCGGCGACGGCGGCGGUGGCGGCGGCGGCUCAAGAUGGCGGAGCUGCAGCUGGACCCGGCGAUGGCGGGGCUGGGAGGGGGCGGCGGGAGCGGGGUGGGCGACGGAGGCGGCCCAGUCCGCGGGCCUCCCAGCCCACGCCCGGCUGGCCCCACGCCUCGCGGGCACGGCCGCCCGGCCGCCGCCGUCGCGCAGCCACUGGAGCCCGGUCCCGGACCCCCCGAGCGGGCAGGGGGCGGCGGCGCGGCCCGCUGGGUCAGGCUGAACGUGGGAGGCACCUACUUCGUGACCACCAGACAGACCUUAGGCCGGGAGCCCAAGUCUUUCCUCUGCCGCCUCUGCUGCCAGGAGGACCCGGAGCUGGACUCAGACAAGGAUGAGACGGGGGCAUAUCUGAUUGACAGGGACCCCACCUACUUUGGUCCUAUCCUAAACUACCUCCGCCAUGGGAAACUCAUCAUUACUAAGGAGUUGGCAGAAGAAGGUGUGCUGGAGGAAGCGGAGUUUUACAACAUCGCGUCCCUUGUGCGGCUGGUUAAGGAAAGGAUACGGGACAAUGAGAACAGAACUUCACAAGGCCCUGUGAAACAUGUGUACAGAGUCCUGCAGUGUCAAGAAGAAGAGCUCACACAGAUGGUCUCCACGAUGUCCGACGGGUGGAAAUUCGAACAGCUCAUCAGCAUCGGAUCUUCCUAUAACUAUGGCAAUGAGGAUCAGGCAGAAUUCCUCUGUGUUGUCUCCAGAGAACUAAAUAACUCUACCAAUGGCAUCGUCAUAGAGCCUAGCGAAAAGGCGAAGAUUCUGCAGGAGAGAGGAUCACGGAUGUAAACUAAGACCCCGAAACUCCAGACCUUCAGGAGAGCAGUCAGCAGAGCCCCUCUGUGAAGUGAAACCUCGCUCCUGUCCAGUGACCGAGCCACUGCAAAGCACAGCUGAGCCUGGCCCCCUGUGAAGAAGUGUUCUGGUCAAAACUAAAGGAACUCCCUCCCACCCGCAGGACUCCGAAGACAGAUGCGACUUCUGGCUGCAGAAUACCUUUUCAGAAACCUGUUUUCAUUUUCUUAGCCAGUAUUAUAACAGAUCUUUACAACAGCAGCUGGGCUGGGUUCCCAGUCAGAGCCUUUUGGGAAUCUGGAGGGAUGAGGGAAACGGCCUGUACUUAUAGGAAGGUGGAGCAAAGGAAAGAGGAUUGUUCCUGCCCCGUGCCAUGGUUUCACCCUAUGUGUGCCACAUUGGACGUUAGCAGCUGCUUUGGAACACCGCCCCUCCUGUGCACCCUCAAAGACCUGCAGCAGAUGCAAAGGGUUCUAGCUGCAAUUUGUCGAAUUGAGGUUUUAGGUAAAGCAUAGAGAUGCCAUAGCACACCACAUUCCCAUGAAUGGAGCCUCCAAGGAAAGGGAGGAUGGGGUGUCUUUUAUUGUGUUGAUCGUUUCUCUGGAUUUGGGGCUCUCAGCUGCCACCACGUGCAGCUUUGCCUCAGUUUUCUCCAGCAGCCGGGACCCUCCGGAGAGCUUGCUUUCCCUCCAGUAGGAGGUUUGAGACAGGCAGCAUCCUGCCCUGAGUCAGCCAGCCAAGUGGGAGCUGUAGGGAGCUGGCGGAACUGCGCCUGCAGCCUCCUCCUGCCCCCAUUGACCCUGUUACCUUCCCUGGCUUUUUCAACUGGACCAAAGAUGAAGGGACUUAACGGACCUUUUGAUGGCUUGGGGUGGGGAAGGCUGUUUCUUUGAAAGUUGCCAAAUGUGUUACGUUGUUGUAUCUCAAAGAGUUUUUAUUUCUGUGGCUGUCUCGGAAAUGCCUUGACUGAAUGUGCAAUAUUUGUGUCUCUUCUUGGUUUCUGACCUUGACAAACCUGCUCCCCUCUGUGCUGUCCCCAGUGGUGCGUAUAUGUGUGCUAGACAGCCUGAGGACCCCCUGUGUCUCUGACCUUCCCUCACCAUUACCCCCUUUUCUGGAGUGCCAUGCUGGCGAGGAUCCAGGGCGGCAGCGCUGUCCUCCGGGCUGUGUCUGCAGAGCUUGUGUCCACACUUUUCUCUCCGAGCGUUCGGGUCUCGCUGAGCAGUCAUGGAAUGCAGUGAAGCCAGGGGACCCUGUCUGACCCCGAUAACUUUCAGUAGCAUAGCAGAUGGCAUGGAGAAGGGGAAGGGGCUCUGGGGACUGCUCUUGUGAAAGCCGCCUCGAGCCAGGCUCUCCUGUCCACCUUCAGAGGCUAUGUCCUCUGCUCCACAGCACAACUGCUUGCCAGGUGCGUCUGGGUAGUAAUUUCUGGAAAUGACUGUAGACUAUGCCAGAUGUCUUUAGCUUCUGAUCUAACGAUGCCCAGAUGGCUUAACUUUUCCCUAGGACCCUCGCUCUCCGUGUUUCUCUGUAUCUGUAGCAUAGCACAGAACCCGGUAUACAGGGGUUUCUGCUGACGCAUCAGUGUCUACACACCUGUGCGCCACAUUUUACAGCUGUAAAAUGUUAGAUGAACUGCCACCCUCUGUAAAAGCAGCCACCCCUUCAAAAGAGUCACAGGCAUCCAUCCAGUCAUAUUUUCCAGG
Sapajus apella (tufted capuchin) is the source of this 2593-nucleotide messenger RNA. RefSeq names its product potassium channel tetramerization domain containing 2 (gene KCTD2). The transcript has 6 exons. Lineage: Eukaryota; Metazoa; Chordata; Mammalia; Primates; Cebidae. Bases 90 to 881 code for a protein of 263 amino acids. Gene Ontology annotation, molecular function: cullin family protein binding. Gene Ontology annotation, biological process: protein homooligomerization; proteasome-mediated ubiquitin-dependent protein catabolic process. The record is from RefSeq and is a predicted model, not a curated record. Gene Ontology annotation, cellular component: cytoplasm; Cul3-RING ubiquitin ligase complex.